Cetraspora pellucida is the source of this 4548-nucleotide messenger RNA. The record is from the annotation of a GenBank genome assembly. Lineage: Eukaryota; Fungi; Glomeromycota; Glomeromycetes; Diversisporales; Gigasporaceae.
AUGUUUGCACCAAGAUCUUCAAGACCCGCUACCGUUGCUGUUUAUCCAUCAAAAAACGGUGGGCUCCGUCGAAAAAAGAAAGGCGAAAAUAUAACUCCUGCCAUUGAACUUGAGCGCAUCCUUGGAUUAACAACUUCAAAACCAACUGCAAUAUCAACUGCAUCUGCACAUGAUCUUGUAGCUUAUGCAGCUGGCUCUGUCGUUGUAUUAUAUAAUCACAAGAAAAACAAACAAGUUGGCUUUUUACACGCGUCUUCAGCGGUGUCUUCUGCUCCGCCUCAAACUCCUACAAAUCCUUCGUCUUCAAGUUGGUCUUCGGCUUUUCCUAAUCGACAUACUAUUGUUGGCGAUACUAUAACGAAUCCUUUGAGCUCCUUGGGGUUACUGGAACCUCCGGGUACGAAUGCUAAUGGAAAUUCUUCUAAGAAACCCGCUGUGAGCAAUAAGGCAAAACCUGUAUCAUGUCUUGCUUUUUCUCCUGACGGUAAUUUCUUAGCUGUUGGUGAGACUGGUCAUCAGCCUCGUAUAUUAAUAUGGGAUGUAUCAACAAAGACUUUAAUUAAUGAACUUAAAGGUCAUAAAUAUGGUGUAUUAGCAAUAGUAUUUUCCCCAAAUAUGAAAUGGGUUGUAUCUUUGGGGUUUCAACAUGAUGGUUAUCUAAAUGUUUGGAAUUUGAAAACUGGUGCAAAAGUCGCGUGUAACAAAAUCACUACCAAGGUCCACACUUUAGCGUUUAAUAGGACUGGUUCAUUUUUUGUAACUGCUGGCUUGAGGCAUGUAAAAUUCUGGUAUUUUGAUUCUAAUGGAAAUUUACCAAAAAAGACAGCGGGUCAAUCGAUACAAAAAACUGCGCAAGUACUUGAUGGGCGAUCUGGUAUUCUGGGCGAUUUAAGAGACAAUAAUUUUCUUGACGCUGCAUGUUGCCAGAAAUCAGAUCACACUUAUUUUGUAACUUCAAAUGGAUUGUUAUGUAUGUUUACAGAAGGUAGAUUAAUGGAUAAAUGGGUUAAUUUGCAGACCGGAUCAACAUAUAAUGGUACUGGUGAUCCUAAUGAAACAUAUCCAGAUACAACAGCUAUAAAAUUUGAUGCCGAAACCGGAAAACUUACUUGUAUUUAUAGUGAUCGUAGUCUUUUUAUAUGGGAUAUAAAAGAUAUAAAAAAAAUUGGAAAGUAUAGAAGUUUUCUAUACCAUUGUGAUACUAUUUGGGGUGUAGAGAUGGUACCUCACGAUGCUGCAGAUGGUACAUCUACGUUUCCAGAAAAUACUUUCGUCACUUAUUCCGCUGAUAGUACUAUCAGGUUUUGGAAUUUUGACGGUUCUGUUAACACGACCGGUUCAAACGUUGUUCCUGCGGGAAGCAACAACGCAACCUUAAAAAAAAACAUUUAUAGUAAGGAGUGUUUGAAAAUUGUUUAUGUGGAUCCGGACGGCAAAUAUCGGUCAUGUGCUUUGGAAGCAAAAAAUGAAAAAUCUGAUUCUUCAGAACAACUUGCUUCUACGUCUGUGGAAUUAGGUAUCCGUACUCUAAAAAUUAGUCCUGAUGGAAAACUAAUGGCAUCUGGAGAUCGAAGUGGAAAUUUAAGAGUACACGAUCUUAAUACUUUUAAGGAAAUUACGUACCAGGAAGCGCAUGAUGCAGAGAUACUGACAAUUGAAUUUACUGAUACACGUAUGCCUGGUGCUCCAUACUUAAUUGCUACUGCAAGUCGCGACAGAAUCUUGCAUGUUUUUGAUGUCAACAGUGGCUUUAAAUUGGUUCAAACUUUGGAUGAUCAUUCUUCAUCUAUAACUGCCAUAAAAUUCACCAAUGAUGGCGGAAAGUUGAUUAGUUGUGGUGCAGAUAAGAUAAUGGGUGUUGAUACCAACGAAAUUAAUUUUAAACAAGUUAAUAUUAACCAAAUUAAUAUUAAACAAUCUGGUGAUAUCCCGUGUUAUGUGACAUAUCAUAAUAUUUCGGGAAGAGCAACAGUAUUUGAUAUGGACAUUGACAUAUCAAAUCGAUACAUCGCCACUGUAUCAGGAGAACGUCGAUUAAAUGUUUAUCAUAUCGAUACAGGUAAAAAUGUGCGUUCAUACAAAUCAGAUACACCUGAGGAGGUCAAUACUGCAGACCAAGGAAGUUUACUUAGAAUUUCUUUGGACCCUGGUGGCGUACAUGCUGUAACUGGCGGAUCAGACAAAAGUAUUCGUCUUUUCGAUUUCACUAAUGGUUCAAUAUUGGGCAAAGUGCUUGGACAUUCUGAAUUAAUUACUGGAGUAAAAUUUACUUCUGAUUGUGAACGUGUUAUUUCAACCUCUGCUGACGGUUGCAUUUUUGUGUGGAAAAUAUCUGAUGAAUUGGUUUCAAAAAUGCGACAAAAAUGGCUAGAUAGAAGUGGUCUCAGUGGAUCACUUGAAAGGACAUCGCCCUUGAUGAGGGAUUAUCUUCUUCCACAAUCGUCAACACCACCAUCAACUCAGUCUAAAGCUACCUUACCAGCGCAAAGACCACAAUCACUUAUGGCAGAUCUUCAACAAUCAUCAAAUGAUGAUGCCAAUGGUCAAGAACCUGGUUUUUCUGUUCGUCGAGUAACAAAUGGUUUAAAAAUAAAAAAAUCUUAUUCAUCUUUAUCCGCUAUGGAACCUCAAAAUGAAGAAAAUUCAAAAAAAUUUACAGUUAAAAGACCUGUAUCAUUUGCAAAUGAUGGAUCACAACAACAGAAAUCUACUCAAUUGACACCUAGAUUUUCAUUAGAUCACAGUAAGCUUCCUAUGGCUACAUCACCACCACCUGGAAUAUCUACACCACCCAACACUCCAACUACUCCAAAUUCUGCAAGGAGAGAAUCAUGGAAAAUUGGUCUACCUAGUUGGGCAAAAAAGGCUUUUAAAGAAAAGGAAGAAGAAAAACACUUUAAAGAUAAAGCUUUAAAUAAUAACACUAAUAUAGUUUCAAAUGUUCUUGUCAGUAGCCCAACACAGGAAUACAAUAAUCCAUUUAAUGCAGAAAAAAAGUUACCUGCAAUUCCAAAGCCUUUGAAUAGAGCUAAAUCGCAAAGCAAAUUACAAGAAAUCAUUGCAGAUGAUUCUUGUAAUGAGGAUAAUGAGACUAUAUAUGUCGAAUCUCAAGAUGAAGAAGGGAUGGAUGAUAAUGAAAGUACGGGAUCUAAGGGACGCCGGAGUAGUUUUGUGGGAAGCAUUAAAGUAGUGGAAUUUGAUGCUGAUCGUCCAAAGUCAUCAUCUGGAAGCGAAAAAGAUAAUGAUGUUGAUUCUAAUGCCUUGGAAAAUGGCAAUGAAGAUGAUGAUGGUAUGGAGAGUGCUGAAGAAAAUGCUCAAAAAUUGGAGGAUUUCUUACAUAUUGAAAACUCUAGUGCGUAUAAUGAGGAUAAUUCGACUUUGGACAAUAAAACAAAAAAGAGACAAAGUUUGACCAUGAAAUUUUAUACAGGGAGUCAACGACAAUCCAAUGAUUCAAGUGGCCGUAAUAGUUUGAUCGAUGCAUUAACUAAAAUUAUAGGUAAACAUGAAAUAUCCAUAAGUGAAGAUGAAGGUGGUGUUUCGGAAGCUUUAGAGGCUUUGGAAAAGAGGUCUAUGGAAAUAGAGAAUCGCGAAAGCGAAUCUCGCGUCAAGGAAGGUUCUACUGUUGGGCAAGAAUCUGAUAAGAGAUCGCCACAACAGUCAAUAAUUUAUUCAACACCAUCAUCUCCGUCUACGCCAACUGAAGAAACUAAUAGUGAUAUGAACCUAAGACGCUCGGUUGAUCAUAAAAAUAAGGAAGAAAUCAAAAAUGAAAAUAUUUCACUAUUUGUUGAUAAAUAUGAUGCUGACAAUGAACAAUAUGUUAAUGAAAAUGAUUUAAAAGUUGAUGAUUUAGGUAUUUCGAUAUCUAAUGGAUACCAAAAUAACAAAGACUAUAAUGAUCUCGACGUCAAUGUGACCAAUCGACAAAGCGAAGAACAAAUAAAUGAAGAUUGCGUUAUGGACGAUGUAUUAACCAUGACAGUGCUUUUGGAACGAACUCUUUUAGCAUACAAAAAAGUGUCUUCAUCUGCCUCAAAGAAUGAAAGUAUAGCAAAAUUGAUUUCUGAGAGCUUAAGUGGGAUGAUGGAUGAUAUUAGUAAGAGUCUUAAAGUAAAUGAAGAGCAAACAAAUGAUCAAGUAAAUGAGUCUACAAAAAGCCAAAUCAUUGUGCCGGAAAUUAUUGAACCCGGACAAGAUAUAUACCGUGAUGAGGGUGAUAUAGAAUCUAUGACUUCGUACGGAUACACGCAAAAUCUUUUAGAAAAAUAUUCCGAUCUGUUGGUAAAAAUGGUUGAAGAAAAAAUGGACGCUAGAGCUAAAGUAAAUGUUGAAGAAUCAACAAGUAAUACACAAUCAAGCAUUAAUGACAACUCAUUGAGUAUUCCUACUGUUAACGGAAAGUAUACUAAACCCACUAAAGGCGGAAUGAUACCGGUUCGAAAUAAGUUUUUUAUUGAACAAUUAUCUGUGGAUAUUAGGGCAAUGACACAUUUUAGAGGUGGGGAUAGCAUAAUAUUGUGUUAUAAAAGACAAUUACCCGACUAA